Megachile rotundata (alfalfa leafcutting bee) is the source of this 3342-nucleotide messenger RNA. Its product is annotated as L-dopachrome tautomerase yellow-h. The record is from RefSeq and is a predicted model, not a curated record. Gene Ontology annotation, cellular component: extracellular region. NCBI's taxonomy places the organism in Eukaryota, Metazoa, Arthropoda, Insecta, Hymenoptera, Megachilidae.
CCUUUUAAUCGUUUCCUUUUCAAACGGACCGGCCUCGCCUAAUACGUAUACGCCUUUUAUCCGAUUCAAACACAACGUCUUUCGUUUAGGCUAACAAUGUACGUACAGAGAAAAACCAUAGGAUUCUGCGAACAGCGUUAACUUAAUCGCCGAUUAUAAACUACUCGAGAAUCACGGAACAAUUCUGUGGCUAUUUUAGGACGAUAUUCUGCGAUACGAUGAAAUUUUCAGUAACUUCGACGUACCGGUUAACGCGAUAAGUCGAACGCUAUAAAUUUCAAUUAAUAGCGCGAUAUCACGUUCCCGAAGCUCGAAUAAAAUCGUGAAAAAUCUCGGUCGCGUCGAUAAGAAAGUUAACACGGGGUUCAUUUACAUCGAGAAACAGUGAUUCGAGUAAGAACGUUAAUUUGCAUGUUCGCGACGCAUCAUCGUCACGUCACAUGGCCAGCUAAGUUACGUUUGGCGUGUAAAUCAGUGGUGGGGAUACACUUGGGUGUUCCUAUUGCACGUAUGUACACGCUCGCUUGCAACCCCGCACAUAAGUACGUGUAUAUGUAUGUACGCGCGAUCGCCGGUACACACGCGUGCGAAUCGUUUGCACGUGCACAGAGGAACGUAGCGUGUAAAUAGAGGUGGCGUACGGUGGGGAUAGGACGCCUCUCUAAGCGACGCUUCGCGUCUUCGUCAGUCAAAUCGCGAUCGUCUCCGCGCGAUGGGCCGCUGAGAUCGCUAGUAAGACGCCGCAGCAACACAGCUAUCAUUGAUGACAAUUUGGAAAAACGGCUGAUCGUUUACGAAAGCAGGCCAAGUAACAAACACCCAACAGUUGGCACGCGCGGAUAUUCCGUGUAACGCGUAACGUCGCGCUGUGCCGCGCCACAUCGCAUCGUAUCGUACCGAUCCUCCUCGACGAGAAUAGAUAUUUACUCCGUGUGCUUGCCUUCCGGAUUUUCGACGACACUUACCAGAAUACGAACAUCCGGAUAUCGGCUUUCAACCGGAUCCUCUUUCACUGGUCUUCGUAUUAUUCUGUCACGCGAACGGACAACAACAAGAGUGAGACAAAGUGCUAGAUCGUAUAGUGAGAAAAUAUAAGAUCAGAACCUUUUUUCGAGAUGAAGACUUUGACGCUGGUGCUGCUGAUACUAGUCGUCGCGACGACGUGUCACGAACCGUUCCAGGUGAUUUUCCAAUGGAACACCAUCGAAGUUGUCUGGCCAACGGAAGAGGAACGACAAUUCGCGCUCGACCACAAUGAUUACGUUCAAGCCAACAACUUUAUAGCCGGUAUCAAAUUCUGGAAGGGUAAGAUGUACUUGACAGUGCCUCGAUGGAAAAACGGUGUACCCGUGACUCUGGGAGUGACCUCGGCAACCCCGGUCAACCGAGUAACCAAUCCCAAACUAGAAGCUUUCCCAAACUGGGAGAUGCAAAAGAUAGACGAUUGCAGUGCCCUUCAGUUUGUCCAGAGUAUGGAGAUCGAUCCUCUAGGACGCAUGUGGGUCCCCGACUCUGGGAAAAUGUCUCCUCUAUCCAUCGAGACUAAAACCACUUGUCCACCCAAGCUGGUGAUCCUAAAUCUAGAAAAGAACGGCGAGGUUUUGCGUACGUACGAGUUUCCUCCGCACGUGGCUCGUCACGGUACCGCUCAUUUGAACGACAUCGUUCUGGAUCACGAAGACGGUGGCAUGGCGUAUAUAACCGACAGCGAUCGCGAGGAUCCAGGAAUAAUCGUCUACUCGUUGAGGAAUAACACCUCCUGGAAGGUCAGACACGAUUCCAUGAAAGCUAAACCGGAGGCUGUCAGUUUCAUGAUAUCCAAGACACCGAUUAACACGCCCAUAGCCGUCGAUGGAAUCGCUUUGUCUCCCGCGAGCGUCAGCGAGAGACAGGUGUACUACUCACCGUUGUCUUCCUUCCACUUGUAUUCCAUUCCAACGUCGGUUCUCAAGACCAACAUGACCAACGUAGACGAACACGUGAACGAACUGGGCAGAAAGAAUUCUCAGACGGAUGGAAUGAUGAUGUCAGCGAAGGGAGUGCUAUACUUUGGCCUGUUAGCCGACGAUGCAGUGGCCAUGUGGGACACCAAACAGUCCAGCUCGUUCGCCACCGGCCAGAGAGUGAUCUCUAGGGAUCACGAAAGGAUGCAGUGGCCGGACACGUUCGCUUUCGACGAGGAUGGUAACUUUUACUGCGUCACCAACUCUCUGCAAAACAUUUUGAACAAUCGUGUGAACGCCAGCGUGCCAAACUAUCGCGUGGUCAGAGCAAGAACAGGGGUCAAGAGUUAUCAAUAUUUGGAGGACGGAAGCGCACCGGAGCAGCCGGAGAUACCUACUUCAGUCGCUAACAGGAUUAGCUUCGCGAUGGCUACCGGAUUAGCCAUUCUGUUGGCUUACGCCGCACAGUAACGUCUUUCUCCCUCUUCGUUCUCCUUUUUCUUCGUAGAGAUAGACCGUGUAGUGUACGGACACGCACGCUCGGGCAUACCAAAGCGUUUAGCUUGUCUCCAAAGAGACGUUCGUUUUAUCUUUUCAGUUAGAUAACGAGCGACGAAACGACCCGUUCGAUGCUUCUGCCGACCUUGACCGUGUAGACCACGUUCUCUAUGGAAGCUCGAUGUCUCGGACAAGAAAUCUGAACGAUCUUCAAGUUGUUCCUUACUGUUCGUUGUCCAACAUUAAUCGAAGAGUAUCGAGCAAUCGAUUCAACCGUGCUUCGUUACCGAUCUUCGUUAUGGUUUCUUCGUCCAUCGAACGACGUUCCUCCGGACGACGAUCACGAUUCUGAUCCUGAAACGCAAAACUGAAUAUUUACUUAUCGGUAUUGUACUUCGAGUCGAUCGGGAAACAAUGAUAUUUUCGCUGAGAGCGAAAAAAUAUCGAGACUAUCGAAUCUACCAGUGAAAUUAACACGCUUCCAGAAAGGAAAUUGAACGGGUAACGAAGAAGAAAUCGGCUCUUUUCGUGAUUCAGGAUUCAACCCCUUGUCGAGGGUUGAAAGGGUCAUGAAACGUUUGUCACGAUCGCGACGAAAGCCAUUAACGAUGAAAGUAUCGGCUAUCGAAAAAUUCCUUUCUCCCGCGACCGAAAUAGAAGAAGAGUAUGACAUAUUACCGAUUAUAAAUGACCGUUUGCGAUUUUUGUAAUACGAGAUUUAUCCCCUGUAACGUGCUGUUGACAACAUUCCAUUUCAAAUCACAAUUUUAAUGCUUCGCGACAGAAACUAUCUAGUUGCCGUUGAAUAUUUUGAAAUUUCAAAGUUCCGACUUUUGGGGAUCCGAGAAUCCUGAGAAAUUUGAAAAAAAAAAAAAAAAAAAAGAUUACGGAAAAUUAGUUU